AUGAGCAGCCCGCCGGCCUUCGAUAAUCCUGAUACAUCUGUGCGACAGUCUGCACGUAGUAAUGACGAGAAACUGGAGUUGGCCGUCAAAUACAUGCGGGAGGACCUAUACUUCAGUAUUGGCGACUUCAUCAGAGCACUGUCAACUUCCAAAUGUGCAGCCAGUGGCAAGAGAAGAGCUGCAUUUUCUAAUGCUGCAUAUGAGGAUCCCGCGGUCCUGAAAAUAUAUAUGGGAGAUAAGGAAUUGGUGGACGAAAGGCAGGCACAUGCCCGAUCUCUCCUCGUCCGUCACCUUGAUGCCGGGCGCGUCAACUUGCGGCGGGAGGUUAAGAAGCUAUGCGAGCUGCCACCCUUUCACGCACCACAGCAGGAUGCCAGCGCCUUGACACGACUGAACAUGGGCAAUGUCAUCCAAACCGCGGAGGAUAGUUGUCCGUUACUCAUGAGCAUUCUCCGUACCACAAUGAUGCCAUGGCAUGUCAAUUCGGCUAGCAUUGAAGAGCAGUAUAGCCCACAGCAAGGAAGUCUCGUUACUAUACUGGCAGUGAUGUGCCGCUCAAUGCAUCUCAGAGAGGCAUCAGGUUUCCAGCUACAAAUGGGUAUAUAUCUACACUCCAAAGGUGUCAAAAGAAGGCAACUGGAAGCUUUGUACCGGCUUGGGCUUUGCAGCUCUUACCAGACAGUUUUACGUGCUGUCAAGAGACAGUCAGAUGCAGCCGUCGGCGAAGUGACAACAAGAGGAUGGCAGCCAACAGUCAUCACAGCAUACGACAACUUCGAGCAGAUUGAACAUGUUAAAGAACAGCAAGUUGGCCAUGACAACUCGUUUCAAUCAGUAACGACUGGUUAG
Molecule: messenger RNA, 849 nt
Organism: Metarhizium robertsii ARSEF 23
Lineage: Eukaryota; Fungi; Ascomycota; Sordariomycetes; Hypocreales; Clavicipitaceae
Exons: 1
Coding region: 1-849 (282 amino acids)
Source: RefSeq, a predicted model, not a curated record